Felis catus (domestic cat) is the source of this 2527-nucleotide messenger RNA. RefSeq names its product cytotoxic T-lymphocyte associated protein 4 (gene CTLA4). NCBI's taxonomy places the organism in Eukaryota, Metazoa, Chordata, Mammalia, Carnivora, Felidae. Gene Ontology annotation, biological process: B cell receptor signaling pathway; negative regulation of regulatory T cell differentiation; regulation of T cell proliferation. The record is from RefSeq and is a predicted model, not a curated record. Bases 869 to 1393 code for a protein of 174 amino acids. The transcript is spliced from 3 exons. Gene Ontology annotation, cellular component: external side of plasma membrane; membrane.
GAGCCUGACGCGGGGCUCGAACUCACGGACCGCGAGAUCGUGACCUGGCUGAAGUCGGACGCUUAACCGACUGCGCCCCCCAGGCGCCCCGAAAAAUUCUCUUUAGAAAAAAAAUGUCCAUCUUCUUAUGGAAGAAUCUCUUGGAUCAUUUUGGCUGAUGUUUGCUGGAAUGUCUCCAACUCUAUUUUGUCUUUGUUAAGGCUUUCAAGAGUACCUGAAUUCUUUCCUAAUUUGCAAACCAGAAGCAAAAUUAUUCAUUUCUUGUGAUUUUGGUAUUUUCUCUCAACAAAAUGCUCAAUGGAGCUUGGAGAAAUAAACUCUUAUUUGUAAACUUGCCAGAGGUGGUGAAUACAGAGCUUUUAUUAAUAAUGUCUACAGACUACUGCUGUCAUUGGGUCAAGGGCUCAGAACCAGCAGCUUCAUAGUUUUGGAGAUCUGAAUGAAGUGAAUUGGGUGGUAAAAGAUGCCUAGAUAAUUGGACAUAAUUGGGACUUAGGGAGACUCCUGCACUCCAGGAAAUUCUCCAAGUCUCCACUUAUCCUCAAAGUGAGCAAGAAGCUUCAGUUUCAAAUUGAGUGCAUUUUCCAUCCAUGGAUUGGCUUGUUUUGUUCAGUUUUACUUUGAGUGUUUGAGGUUAUCUUUUCGACGUAACAGCUAAACCCACGACUUCCUUUCUCGUAAAACCAAAACAAAAAGGCUUUCUAUUCAGGUGCCUCUUGUGUGUGCACAUGUAUAGUACAUACCUGGGAUCAAAGCCAACUAUAUAAAGUCCUUGAUUCUGUGUGGGUUCAAACACAUUUCAAAGCUUCAGGAUCCUGAAAGGUUUCACUCUGCUUCCUGAAGACCUGAACACUGCUCCCAUAAAGCCAUGGCUUGCUUUGGAUUCCGGAGGCAUGGGGCUCAGCUGGACCUGGCUUCUAGGACCUGGCCCUGCACUGCUCUGUUUUCUCUUCUCUUUAUCCCCGUCUUCUCCAAAGGGAUGCAUGUGGCCCAGCCUGCAGUGGUGCUGGCCAGCAGCCGAGGUGUCGCCAGCUUCGUGUGUGAAUAUGGGUCUUCAGGCAAUGCCGCCGAAGUCCGAGUGACUGUGCUGAGGCAGACUGGCAGCCAGAUGACUGAAGUCUGUGCUGCGACAUACACAGUGGAGAAUGAGUUGGCCUUCCUAGAUGAUUCCACCUGCACUGGCAUCUCCAGCGGAAACAAAGUGAACCUCACCAUCCAAGGGUUGAGGGCCAUGGACACGGGACUCUACAUCUGCAAGGUGGAGCUCAUGUACCCACCACCCUACUAUGCAGGCAUGGGCAAUGGAACCCAGAUUUAUGUCAUCGCUAAAGAAAAGAAGCCCUCUUACUACAGGGGUCUAUGUGAAAAUGCCCCCAACAGAGCCAGAAUGUGAAAAGCAAUUUCAGCCUUAUUUUAUUCCCAUCAAUUGACACACCGUUAUGAAGAAGGAAGAACACUGUCCAAUUUCUAAGAGCUGAGGCAAUUCUAACUUUUUGCUAUCCAGCUAUGUUGCUUAUUUGUGUAUUUUGGGGGGGGAUUCAUCUCUCUUUAAUAUAAAGCUGGAUGCAAAAUCCAGAUGAAGUGUACUACAAUUUGAAGCAAAGGUGCAGGAAAACAGAGCCAGGAUGUUUCUGUCACAUCAGAUCCAAUUUUAGUAAAAGCAUCACUCGGGAGCAAUAUAGGAAUGCAGUCUUACGUUGUAGGUGAAGGAUAUGGUUAGGGGGUGGUGCUGUCCAAAGAAUACAAAGGAAGAGAGUUAGGGAGAGGAUGAUAUUGUACACACUUUGUAUUUACACAUGAGAAGUUUAUAGCUGAAGUGAUGUUUUCAAGUUAAAGUUUUGUGCUGUUAUUUUUCUUAAAUGUGGAAUUACAUGAAGACUUUAAAAAUACUCACGUGGCUAUAUUUUAGCCAGUGAUUCCAAAGGUUGUAUUGUACCAAUAUGUAUUUUUUUUUAUUUGAUAGUAUUGUGCAUGGGGACCACAUGUGCUUUUGUGUAUUUGCUGAUGGUUUUAAUAUAAACACUAUAUGGCAGUGUCUUCCCACCAUGGGUUCAGGGGAAGUUUUAUGGAGGGGCUCAGGACACUAAUACACCAGGUAGAACACAAAGUCACUUGGUAACUGGCUUGGAAACUGGCUGAGGUCAUAACUGAUUCUUAUAGACACGUUGAGCUGAAUUGGUGUUGACAUGUGAUUUGGGCUUUUAUGUUAGCUCCUUUCAAAGGUUUGCAAGGGAGUCCAGACUGGUGUAUCUGAUGUAAUUCAAUAGAACACCAACCUCAAGAAAAUGGCUCACUCCAGGGGUCUUGUAGGUAUGAACUUCAAGGAAGCUCUAGUUUCACAAGGGCCCCAAUUCCUAACACAUGGUUCAUGCCAUGGACAGAAAAAAGCAGCCGGUGGCAGAACGGGGUGAUGAAAGUUUCUAAAAACUAACACUGUUGGUGUUUUUUAACUCAUUAUUUUCCAUGAAAAUGCAACAACAUGUAUAAUAUUUUUAAUUAAAUAAAAAUCUGUGGUGGUCAUUUUCCA